UUUUAUUAUCUAAUUUUGAAGAUAUUUGCCCUAUUUUAAUUUGUUAUAUGGAAGAAAAUAAGGCACAGAAAACUUUAGUAGUUUGUUUUGAAAUUGUAUCAGGAUGGAAGGGUAGGCCUUAUAUCCAAGUAUAGGUCCAUGAUUCCAUUUCUCAAAUUCUGAAAUUGAAAAGGCUUUGAAAAUCACAAGUUGUUUUUAGUUUGUUUUGUUUCUUAUAUGCUUGGCAUUAAAACUAAUUUGGCAGCAAAACUUGGCCCAAACAGGUUAAUUUUACUCCUUAUUUAUCCUACCUAGUGUGACCAUUCAUACAUUUCGUUGCUGAAAUAUGAAUGUGUUUAAUUACCACGGGGUAAUUGCCAUGGGGUGCUCAGUCCCCACUCAGAAUGUGAGGUUAUAUAUAUACACAUACACACAUACUGUGUACCUUCAAUAGGCAAACAGGUGCUUUCUGAAUUCUGAAACAUAUCUGACCUCAGGGGUGUUGGUUAGGGAUCGUGGGUCUUGUACCAUCUACAAAAUUGCACCAUCUUUCAAAAUUCUGUUUUAGUUUACUUGUAUUGACCAGUCUUCAAAUAGGAAAAUUCAUAUUUGAAAAACAGAAAUGAGGGGGUGAUUAUGCAACAAGUAGGCAUUUACCUAAUCCCUCUAUUUUCAGAAAGGGAGGAUCUGUCUUAUCUUACUUCCUACUCCACCCUAUCUAUACUGUCUGAUCUUCUCCAGGGAAUAAACCUCUGGGCUUCUCGAGGGGAUGAGCAAUUGCCUGACUCUGGAUGUUUGUUUCCCAAGCAGACUUUCCACUGACCUGCCUGCUAAAGCCCACUUCUAGCCCCAAAUCUUCUAGUUAGUGCCUGAAAUUUUAUGGGUUAUGCAGGGUAAAUUGUGUUGACUCAUGGCUUUCUAUAACUCAGGGGAUUUCUGGGGGGGCUUGGGUUUGUUUGUUUGUUUGUUUUUGCCAAAUUAACACUUGGUCUUUGCUUUCUAGUUUUCAAAUUUUUGUUACUGUGAUAUUCUGUCUUUUUUCUUAUAAUUUAUGCUUAAAAAUAAUAACAAACUAACUGCCCCCCCCCCAAAAAACCUCUUACAUUUUAGUGGGGUUUCAAGGAGGGAGUGGAAGUUAAAUAUUUGUGCUCCAUCUGCCAUAGUUAUUAGGAAUUAAGUGCUUUAUUUAAAAUAGCUGUGCUUUUUCUUACGCUUCUUUCAUGCAGCUUUAGUUUAUCUUUCUAUUAGAUGGUGGGUCUGUUCCAGACAGAAACCAGGGUUUUCAGUGUUUGCUUGAACUCCGUAAGAGUCUUGCUCUCAGAGCCACUGUGAAACUGGACUUGCCUUUGGCCCAGGAUGGGAUGAUUUCAGGGAGGAGCUGACCAGCAACAGGGUCCAAGCCCAGGUAGCUACGGAGGGGAUUCUGACAUCUGGCAAACCCUUGCUCUCCUAGAGGCCUUCACCAGCGGCAUUUAUGGAUUUCUAAUGAAUACAUUAGAAUCCACACUGCCAUCCCUUAUCCAAGGGUAUUGUUAUGAAUAUUUUAACAAUGAGAGGGGCGUCUGGGUGGCUCAGUUGGUUAAGUGUCUGACUUGAGCUCAAGUCCUGAUCUUGAGGUUUGUGAGUUCAAGUCUCGUGUCAGGCUCCGUGCUGACAGCUCGGAGCCUGAAGCCUGCUUCAGAUUCUGUAUCUCCCUCUCUUUCUCCGCCCCUCCCCUGCUCACAUUCUGUCUCUCUCUUUCUCAAAAAUAAAUAAACAUUAACAAAAUUAACAAAAAUAUUUUAACAAUGAGUGUAGCAUAAGUAGUGACCUGUUCUGAAACACCUUUAUGCUGUAUUGGUACAAACCGGCUGACCAUCUACCCAGGCUUGUAUUUGGGUUCCAGAAUGUCCCUAGUUUUUCCCAGGCACUGUCUUUAUUAUCUUGCCCUAAUUUCCAGAAUGGAGCUUUAGAAAAAUGGGCUGGGGCUACCCUUCUGCUCCCAGGCUUCCUCCUCAAAGCUUAUAAUCCUCAAGUGCCCUUGUGUACAGAGGCACAUAGAUGCUGUGGAAAAGAUAUGGUCCUCCCCUUGGGGGAGGGGUGUGGCACUGAAAAGAGUAAUGGAUGGAAUGUGGGAGGCAGGGAGGCAGAAGCAGGUGGGGCACAGCCUUGUCCAGAGAACAUUCUGCGGUGGCGGGCCUCUCCCAGGCCACCAGAGUCCUGUGCAUUUCCUCUGUCAGUUCAGCCAGGUGGAACACAGAGGCCACAUGACUUCUCUUCCCUUGUCCCCCUUCCCCUAACUUCUAGCUUCCUUCAGCCUCCACGUGGCUUCUAGGGGAAGGAGAAGAGAAGAGCAGGGAGGGAGCAGUGUGAGAAGAGAGGAGGACAAGGUCCUACCUCUCACUGGUCAGAUUAUGCAGAAAGGUGACAGCAGGUGCAAGCUGGAGGCGCCAGAACAAUCAGGAGUCCGCCGCAGAAACAGUUAAGCAGGCAAAGGUAGACGUCUUUCCUGUCCUGUCCAUGCAUACCACUUAUAUAACAAGAGGAAUACACAUGGAGAUAAGACUAAUGUAUGUUUUUGAGUAAAAAAAAUUAGAUAAUUCUUGGUAGGGAAAGAAGAGACACAGGACUAGAGAGAGUUGCGAGAGCUACUGCCUACAUGUUUGAAAUGGCUCUAUGGUGUUAAAGGGUCUUGGGAAGCUCCAUCCUGGCUUCAGACUUUCUGCCAUCUUGGCAUCUCUGGGGUGGAAACCUGGGGCCGAUUCAUAAUCAAGCAUUCCAAAUCCUGGGUUAUUUGGAACCGUAGGUUUGAGGGUUAAGUUCCUGGUUUUCAGUAGCCCCUCUUGUGUACCUCCUCAUUUUUCCAUGUCUUUUAAACAGUGGCAAUUAGAGAAACAUUUGAAUGUAUCUUCAUUUGCCGAAAAUGACCUACAGUUUUCUUUACAUCUGUCUUCGUAAUGGUUUCUGGUGCAGCAAAGUGGGACUGUGCUGGUCAUCACGUAAGCGAGAAAUGGAACGAAACCCCAGAGCUCAAGAGUUGGUUGGUUGAGAUGAGGGCACUAAGGAGUGUUAUCACAGGGGUCCUCUGACUUGGAGGGUAGCCCAGCUCUCUGGAGGCUGGCACCUAGGUAGAACCAGGAAAGAUUUGAAUGCAGGCUAACAGCAAGCUGGCCCUCAGAUCUGUCCGUAUGUUUACCGACUGCUCCUUAGCUGACAUUAUCACCGUCACACCUACCUGUGGAGAAAGUAGUUUAGGUCCACAUUACAGUUGUGGACCCAUACAUCUUCCGAAUGUCAGGCUAUUUUGUUAGAUCUUGGGGUGGCAAGGGUGACACCGUUUCUAUUUACAGUCUAGUGGGAGGAAACAGAUACACAGACAGAUAGCUUUAAACAGGGUGGUUUUGAGGAAUAAAUCAGAGAGAACGGCCAGAACUUGUUGACUAGUUAAACGUGGGGUUUGAGGGAAAGGAAAAGUGUCUAGGGUCCCUUCCAGGUACUACUGACCAUUUUCUGCUCCUGAAGCUCCUUCUCCCUGGGCCUCCAUACACCUCUCUCUACCUUCGAGUUCUGUCUGCUUGGCUGACAAUUCUCUCACACUCUCCUUUGGCAGAUGCCCUUCAGAGACACAGCCCUCAAAUGCUGGUGUCUCCUGGCCCCCCUCUUCAGCCGUCUGCUCUAUUGUCUGUCUUCUUUUCAUAGGGCAAGGAUUUCCAAAACUCUGUCUCUAGCUCAGACCCGUCUUCUGAACAGCACACUCGUAUUUCCCAGCCUCUACUUGGUAGUUCCAUCUGCCACAGACCCUGCAGAUUCCUUGUGCCAAAACCUCUAGACCCCAAAGCUGUGUGUCCUCCUGUGCCCCCUCCCACAUUGCCUGGGCCCCCCUCUGUAGAGGAACAUAGAAGUGGAUGGAGGUCUUAUGCAGCACUAAUAGAAGCACCCCAGCCACACGUGUAAUUUAAACUUUUCUAGUAGCCACAUUAAAAAAGCAAAAAGAAACAAAUGAAGUUAACUUUAAUAACAUAUUAACCCAAUGCACCCAACAUAUUAUCAUUUCAACACAUAAUCGAUAUAAAAAUUACUGAGAUAUUUUACCUUUUUUUCAUACUGCCCCUUCAAAAUUCAGUGUGUAUUUUAAUCUCUAUUUGUACUAGCUACAUUUCAAGUGCUCAACAGCCCCCUGUGGCUGGUGGUACUCGUUUUGGAUAGUGCAAGUCUAGAACGAAAAGGGUAGUAUUUGAGGCUGGGCAAAAACACUCUGGUAAGAAGUAUGAUAGAACACACAGAAGUAAGGGGUAUGUACAUGAAAGCAUCGCUAUUUUUAUGAGUCAUGUGUGUUCUCUGUUCCUUAUGGUUUUCCCCUAAUAUGUAGAGCAGCUUUUGAAAUUCUCAUGUUUCUCAGCAGUGUCAAGAUCCUACCUCCGAUUCUAGGAAGGGAUUUUCAAGGAAGAGCAAGCAGCUCAUCUCCCUGCCCCCACCCCUCCAGGGGAAUCCCAAGGUUGGAUUCUCAGCACAGAGCCCCUCCCUACUUGGGCCUUCCUUCCAAAGUUUCUUGUGAAAUCUCUGGAUUUUGUUUAAGAAGGAAGUUGCUUUUCUUCACGAUUCCUUUUCAAAAUUUUCAUACCUUGGCUGCCAAAAGCAAAAUGUAUUUGCUUUACAAUAAUUAUUACAGCCAAAGCCACCAUACCUCCUGGAUCUUUCCAGCAUGGUAUUUUUAAUAUUGUCUCUUUCAGUCCAUGCAUCUUGAAUUUUGGUUCAAAAAAUAGGAUCGCUCUGUCACACUCUUGAGUGUGAAAUACUGGAGAGUGCUAUGGUGAUCAACCAACUGGCGCUCACCAGUUCCUGGAACUUAGAACUCCAUUCUGGAUACUUCCCUAGAAAGGAUUUCCGUAGACUGCUCCUUUUCCUGGGGAGGCCAUGUCUUUUCAGAUGGAAGCAAAGCAAUACGGUCUUUCCUUCCCGUGAGCCCCAGUUUAUGCUACUAUUGAGAGAUCAAUCUGAGUUUUAAGGGGUGCUUUUUCCAAUGGAGAGACUUAAAGUUAUGUUGAGGCAGCAAAGCUUUCUAAGAAUGUUUUUUUGGCAGGCUGAUAAAGAAGGAUUAAAAAAAAAAAAAACCAAAAACGAUAGAGGCCCGGGACAGUGGUGUUAGCAGCUGGGACACUAGCCAGAUAUUGGUGCUCACAAAUUGGGGAGGACAAUGGACUUUACUGUUAACUAUUCAAAAUGCUGUUCACGUUCUGUAAUCGUCAACUAAAAUUAUUUCACUUUCAAGGUCUAGGCCAGUCGGGGGUGGGGUGGAGGAGGGCUGUUGCAGAGAGCCUGACUUCCACGGCGGGAAGUGUCCCAGUGUCCCAACAGACAGGCCCUCCCGCCACUGGGCGAAGGGCACCGAGAGGCAAGGGAGGGAGUCCGAGAGCGGGGCGGGCGAGGGGGGGGGGGGCUCGGGGAGAGCGCGUCACUCAGGUUUUCCUGGCUGCCAGUCUCCCAGCGUCCCCAGCUUUCCAGGUAGGGACGCCCCCUCCCACGCAGCGCGGUUCAGUCGGGUGGGAAGGAGGGGCUGGCCUCCGAGCGCCCGCCCCUCCAUCUAUCACAUGGCCGGAGAGCCACAAAAACAACAGCUUUGGCCAAGACCGUGACUUCAGGAAAGGAAACCCGGGGCUCUCGCAGCCGGCCCCCACCCCAUGGAGGAGAGUUUUCUUGAAUCCUUUGGGAGGCUGAGCCUCCAGCAGCAGCAGCAGCAGCAACCUCGGCCGCCGGCCCCGCCGCCCCCGCGUGGGACACCUCCGCGCCGCCACAGCUUUAGGAAACAUCUCUACCUCCUGCGAGGCCUCCCGGGCUCGGGGAAAACUACACUGGCCAGACAAUUGCAACACGACUUUCCCAGGGCUCUGAUUUUCAGCACGGAUGAUUUUUUCUUCAGGGAAGACGGUGCCUAUGAGUUCAAUCCUGACUUCCUGGAGGAAGCACAUGAAUGGAACCAGAAAAGAGCCAGAAAAGCAAUGAGGAAUGGCAUAUCCCCCAUUAUUAUUGAUAAUACCAACCUCCACGCCUGGGAAAUGAAGCCCUAUGCAGUCAUGGCACUUGAAAAUAACUAUGAAGUUAUAUUCCGAGAACCUGACACUCGCUGGAAAUUCAACGUUCAAGAGUUAGCAAGAAGGAACAUUCAUGGAGUCCCAAGAGAAAAAAUACACCGGAUGAAGGAACGGUAUGAACACGAUGUUACCUUUCACAGUGUGCUUCAUGCGGAAAAGCCAAGCAGAAUGAACAGAAACCAGGACAGGAAUAACCCAUCACCUUCCGACGGCGCAGGAUACUGGAAUCCCUGCGCGGAGUUUCCCACCCGGAGGGCUCAUGGGGGCUUCACAAACGAGAGCUCCUUUAACAGAAGAGGCGGCUGUCACCAUGGAUAUUAGAGGCCUAUCGUACAGGCAUUCACAAUUUUCCUAAAUCAGUUUUUACCGCAACUUUUGGUAUUUAUUCUUUGUUCAGUUUUAGCCAGAGCUCUAAUUCCCGUGUAAAUAGUCGGACCUGAAAGUUUUUCAGAAGUCAUUAUAUUCAUUUUCAACAAGCACUUGUUAAAAGUGAUCCUCUAUGCAUGGUCUGAUGCUGGAAUUCUGAUUUGAUUAAACAAAGUCACUUUCUCUAGGGAACCAAUUGGAAACGGAACCCUGAAAACGUACCCAGUCACAUAAGUUCAAUAUACAGAAGCUUCAGUACCACUUCCUCUGAAGUAAUCUAUUUUUCCAGAAAACCCAUCUCCAUCAGGAAGGUUGGAAAGGUGGGGGAGAAGUGGGAGACAGGAAAAUGUUAGUGCCAUUGCUACUUUGAUAAGCCGUGUAUCCAAAAAAUGUGAGAUGUGUGGCUGUCACGAUGAGAGUGGUUUUCCUCUAAAAUGCAUAUGCUAGAGAGCAUACAUCUAAGGGAAUAUCGUCCUUCAAAGUAGACUCUUUGGGAAAUUAUCCCUUUAUUCUCGUGAUGUGUCAUUGUUAAAAAGUCUUUUGGAUCCUUCUUGAUAGCUCUAAAAGCUGAGGAAAACCAGUGUCAUUAUUUAAAGUCACAUCUUGUGUUUUAACUACCACUGUAUCGAAUAGGAUUAAACCUGAUGAACUUUUUGGCUGUUGUGCCAAUAGUGGAAAUUAAACAAGCCUGACUUUAUAAAACACCAGUUUUUAAGAGGAAAAAAUUAAGCAGUUUUUAGACAUGUGCAUAAUCAGUUGGCUGCCCAAAUGUUUGGGAGCACAAGAAUUAAGCAUCCCAAGAUAUAAAUCAUAUAGGGAUACGUAAAAGUCAUGCUCAUUGCAAGAUGAGCAUUCUUGGCGUUUUAUGUGGCAUUAUUUAAGACAAUAAAGUUCUACCACAACUCUGGGAUGUCCCUCUUAAACCAAUACUGAAUUUAUGAUUCCAAAUCAAGUCUCCACAGGUUAGAAUCAAAUUAAUUUGGUGUGAGACCAUGAUAGAUAAGAUCACGUAGGAUGUAUGCUUUAUUUCUUGUUGGCCAACAGCUUCUUUAUAAUGUUCUGUGAAAUAUUAUUUUAAGUGUCCUAUAUAAUGGUGCUUUUAUGGUUAUUAAAAAUUAUCUAUGGUAUUGCUUUAUAUGAAUUUGUCAUUGAAUCUAGACUGCUUUAAUGAUAUAAAAAAAUUAAUUGCCUAAAUUCCAUAGAAUUCUACCCUAUUAAGAACCAGUUUUUCUAUAUCAUAAACUUAUUUACCAGUCUUCUUUAGUAAAUAGGAGACAUAAAGACAAAAGCAACCUUGCAUUUUACAUGCUUAUAUAAAUUAUUUGAUCUGCAUACAUUGGAAAGACUAUUACUUUAGCAUUUUAAUACCUGCCACUAUUGACAUCUUAUGGCUUUUUAUUCACCUUGUCUGAGUAACCACUCUGAUAUGGCCCCAGGUUUAGAUCCAGAGCUUUUAAAGAGCUCAGGAGAGUAAUUUCCCUAUUUGUCUCUUUUUUCCCCUGGAUGACUCCUGAAAUACUUGGUUUGGAAGCAUAAACAUAAUUGAUUAAAUGCUGCCAACUUUGUCCCAGCUAGAAGUGAUUUAUUUUUUCUCUCAGUUCCCAAGUUUCCUGAUUUAUGUAAUUUUUUGAACACUCAACUUUAACCUGUAGUUUUGUAUGAUUAACGUUUGUAUCGUUCACAGAGCCGGCAUAGUGCUUUACGUACAAGAUAGGGUCUCGUUAAUUGCUGAGUAACACAAACUGCUUUUACCAUUAUCCCUGAUCCUAUGGUGUACAUUCUUGACUUUGUAAUCAUUGUCACUUCUUAGGGGACAAUAUCUGCAUAUACUUAAGCUUCAUAUUUUGCUUAUAUAGCUUCCUAUAUUUUUUACAAUGUGUAAAAAAGGAGUGUGUGCAUGAGAUCUCUCUAUAAUGUGUGGUCUAAAUGGUAAGGAAGAAUAGAGGAUGUAGUAGCAGUUCAGGUUAGAUUCUUCUAAUUCUUUUUUGUUCAUCUGAGACUCCAGCUUUAUUCCCUGUUCUAGAGUGGAUCACUUGGAAGAUGAUUAGGAUGGGAAGACCAAAUUGUUUUACGAACAAAAUUUAAAUCAUGUAUUAACAAGACUGGCAGAACACUUGAGUUAAAAAGAACUGCAGAAUGGAUUAUUGUUAUGUUAAUUUUUGGAGGAGCCAAAAAUCACGGAUCACAGUUAUGAAAGAAAAAAUUGCUUUUUCAAAGAUUUAUCCUUGGCUUUGAAAUGCGUUUCUAAUUAGAUUUGAAAACAGGGUAUUUUAUAUAAACUUAAGGCAUAGUAAAAGACCUGAUUUCAGAGCUUUUCCGUGCUAUCGGCUCCUGGUUGGAAGUGCUCUUUUCUCCAUUAAGCGUAAGAAAGUCACAAACGAGAAUAUCCUCUUAUAUUGAACUAUUACUGUCUGCCUUGGUGGUCAGAGAAAACCAGGUUUAAAGGAAGUACUGCUGAGUCCUGUGACAGGGCUAAAAAUAAAGUGGGUAGAAUCUGCCAAUUUGAAAGAGCAGUUUUCUCUGAAGUUGCGGAUGAUCAUUUUGUUACAAAAACAUUAGCACUAUGAAAUCUGAUUUAAAGUACUUGAAUUUUUAAUUAAAACAAUUUCAGAGAUCACAGUGGAAUCAUAAAAAGGAAUUACAUUGGGGAUUCUGUUUUUCUUGUAGUUAUGCCGACUUAGGGUUGAAGAAUGGGUCUUAGAAAACACCACUGUUGUAUCUUUCUCUUCCUGAUGUUUAAUUAGGAUAGAA
Molecule: messenger RNA, 9164 nt
Organism: Panthera uncia (snow leopard)
Lineage: Eukaryota; Metazoa; Chordata; Mammalia; Carnivora; Felidae
Gene: N4BP2L1
Product: NEDD4 binding protein 2 like 1
Exons: 5
Coding region: 5637-6368 (243 amino acids)
Source: RefSeq, a predicted model, not a curated record